AUGAAACAAAUGGACCAACAAAGAAUGAAGCCGCCUGUAGGUGACGGGGGAACGGACCCAGCAGAAGCUGAAGGGGUUAGAGUGAUCGAGAAGCAGGCACAGAAGCGAAUAUUCAAAAUCAUAGUUAUUGGAGAUUCCAACGUAGGCAAGACAUGCCUGACCUACCGGUUUUGUAGUGGGAAGUUUCCUGAUAAAACAGAGGCUACCAUUGGCGUUGAUUUUCGCGAGAAACAGUUGGAAGUGGAUGGAGAAAUUCUAAAGCUGCAACUUUGGGACACCGCGGGACAAGAGCGGUUCCGUAAAUCCAUGGUUCAGCACUAUUAUAGAAAUGUGCAUGCAGUCAUCUUUGUCUACGACAUCACAAAAAUUAGUUCCUUUGACAACAUGAGCCAAUGGAUUGAAGAAUGUGACCGUCACAGCCUCAACAAACACAUUCCUCGUAUCCUGGUGGGAAACAAAUGCGACAUGGUAGAUAAGGUGGCCGUCAACACCAACAUGGCCCAGAAGUUUGCAGACACACACGGCAUGCCCCUGUUCGAAACCUCUGCUAAAGAUGAUGACAAAGCCAACCACGUGGAUGCCAUCUUCAUGACGGUGGCCCACAAACUGAAGAAUGCCAAGCCGAUGAUGCCCGUACAUGUCUCCUCCUCCACCCCAAGAGACUCUGUUCAUUUAAGAGACAGCCCACAACACCGAGGAUUACAGUCUGCCAUUGGUGCAAGCACAGACGAGGAGAAAUCGGAAUGUGCUUGCUAG
Messenger RNA from Candidula unifasciata, 756 nucleotides. Lineage: Eukaryota; Metazoa; Mollusca; Gastropoda; Stylommatophora; Geomitridae. The record is from the annotation of a GenBank genome assembly.